ACCUCGGGCCGCCCCCGCCGGCGAGCCGGCCCGGGGAUAAAGUGGCGGCGCAGACGCCGCACCCUGUCGCCGCGAAGCCGGCCGCGCGCAGCUCGUCCCGGCCCUGGCCCGCCGCAAACGAGGAUCCGCAGCGCUCGGGGGACGCGACUGCGGCGCUAGUGGCCCGGGUAACUGCCUCCCUGCCCCCGCCCCAGUCCGCCAGUGCCGCCGUCAGGGGUGGGAAGCAGCAUCGGGGUCCCUGACACGCCCGGCGUGGGCUCCGGCGCCCCGUGUGUGCGUGUGUUUGCGCGGUGUGUGUGCGCGCGUGUCCGUGUGUGCGCGUGUGUGUGUGUGCGCGCGCGCCCUCCCUGCUCCCUAGCACCAGCCCCCAAACCAACUUGUCCCCAUCAACUCCAUCUUUCCAGUCCCCACCGUCCCUGGUGCAGACACCCGCUGAACUCCCCUCCCCCCCGCCGGUUUUCCCAGCAGCAUUUCCGAUGACAGCUGCGGGGCUACACGUCCUGUGCUGUCGGAGACGCGCAGGAAGCAAAGUUUGUGAGAAGCCUUGGAGGCGACUUUGCCUCGGGGACUCGCAUUUGUGCGUCUGCGAGCUGCCUCGGUGUGCGCGGAGCUAGUUUCCCAGUUUCCCGGGCCCCUCCCUUCUCCGAGCCCCUCCAGCGAUUUGUUUAGGAAAAGUGAUGACAUGAACUAGUAGUGGAGAAUCGCAGAGCCGCUCCCCGUCCUGGGGAGGGAGGGGAGCCCCGGAGAGCCUGCGGGUGGGAGCUGGAAGCAGGCUCCCGGCUCAGCGCCCCAGCCCGAAAGGCAAGGGUCUGGGUGCGGGAAGAGGGUUCGGGAGCUGCCUGCAGGCUGCCUUGGGGCCGCCCAGAUGAGGGAACAGCCCGGUUUGCCUGUUUCUGAUUCUCCAGGCUGUAGUGUUUGUGGAAUGCAAACGCCAGCACAUGAUGGAAACAGGACCUGAAGACCCUUCCAGAAUGCCAGAGGAAAGUUCCCCCAGGCGGACCCCACAGAGCAUUCCCUACCAGGACCUCCCUCACCUGGUCAAUGCAGAUGGACAGUACCUCUUCUGCAGGUACUGGAAACCCACAGGCACACCCAAGGCCCUCAUCUUUGUUUCCCAUGGAGCUGGGGAGCACUGUGGCCGCUAUGACGAGCUGGCUCAGAUGCUGAAGGGGCUGGACCUGCUGGUGUUUGCCCACGACCAUGUUGGCCACGGACAGAGCGAAGGGGAGAGGAUGGUAGUGUCUGACUUCCAUGUUUUCGUCAGAGAUGUGUUGCAGCAUGUGGAUUCCGUGCAGAAAGACUACCCUGGGCUUCCUGUCUUCCUUCUGGGACAUUCCAUGGGAGGUGCCAUUGCCAUCCUCACGGCCGCAGAGAGACCGGGCCACUUCGCCGGCAUGGUACUCAUUUCGCCUCUGGUUCUUGCCAAUCCUGAAUCUGCAACAACUUUCAAGGUCCUUGCUGCGAAAGUGCUCAACCUUGUGCUGCCAAACUUGUCCCUUGGGCCCAUCGACUCCAGCGUGCUCUCUCGGAAUAAGACAGAGGUCGACAUUUAUAACUCAGACCCCCUGAUCUGCCGGGCAGGGCUGAAGGUAUGCUUCGGCAUCCAGCUGCUGAACGCCGUCUCUCGGGUGGAGCGCGCCCUCCCCAAGCUCACUGUGCCCUUCCUGCUGCUCCAGGGCUCUGCCGACCGCCUAUGUGACAGCAAAGGGGCCUACCUGCUCAUGGAAUCAGCCAAGAGCCAGGACAAGACUCUCAAGAUUUAUGAAGGUGCCUACCAUGUUCUCCACAAAGAGCUUCCUGAAGUCACCAACUCUGUCUUCCAUGAAAUAAACAUGUGGGUCUCUCAAAGGACGUCCGUGGCAGGAACUUCGUCCCCACCCUGAAUGCACUGUCCCGUGCCCAGCUCAGGAUCUAGGGGACACAGGCAGGGGAAGGGCAGAGAUGGCUUUGCAGAUGUGGCUUGCAAAAAACAAAACAAAACAAAACAAAAACCCAGAAAUUGGAGAAAUCCCUAGCACAAUUUACUAAAAAAUAACAAAAAGACUUUUUUUUAUACAUUAGGCUGUUAGACACUGGACCUACCUUCAUGGGUAGACACUUUAUGCAAAAAAAGAGAAAGGUCCCAGGUGAUUUUUCACAAAGAUUGUGCUAAAAUAUCCACUUAAAACAAAGCCAAGCCUCUGCCCUGCCUCUCCCAGCUCCCACAAGGGUUCCAGGGAUCCCUGGUGUUCCCAGGACACCAGACUGCAAUAACUGGAGGUGCCUCCCUCCUGCCCACCCCUUGCUCGAGCCCCAGCGCCGUCUCUCACUGGCCUCCACUUGGUGGCCUUUCUCUGGCCAUGUGAUGAGGUGGCUGCUGUCUCCACAGGGGCCAGCUCCCUGGGGCAGACUCAUGUGCCCCUCUGAGACCCAGAAAAUGCCCAGCACUUCCUCAAAAUGAGCAGCCACCCAUGACUUUGUGGGCUCCUUGUCAGCCCAAGGCCAGGCUUUGUGGAGGGGAGGGGGGUGAGGCUUAGCUCAGAAAAAGAACUGAGCAGGAAACUGAGGCUCUUCUCUGCUCCCUGCCCUUCCCCUCCCACCAGGGGGAGACUCAGGUUGGCCCGAGUACUGUCUGUACUCACAAAGGCUGCUUUCCCUCUGGAGUCACUAAUUUUACCUGAUGCUAUGAGAGAAUUGUAUUGAAGAUGAUAUGUCUAAUAUAUAAUGUAUAUUUUAAAGCAGAGACUAUUUUGGUGGGUAGGUGGGAGGGAGCAAGGUGAAUCUGAGCAAUCAAAGGAAUCGGAGCUUGAUGCUAUUGUAUAGAACUGGACGGGUUGGGCGGUGGUGGAGCCAGAGGGCCCUAUGCUCUAGGAGCUGAGCCAGCAGCCUUUCCUAUGGGCAAGGUCUGGUGCCCUUCCUGCCCUUCCAGGACCAUGGAGCAGUGGCAGCCCAUGGGGAUGUGGUCCCUGGGCCUGGGCCUACCUACGGCCCAGAGCUACCCUGAGAGUGUCAGUGCUAGCAGCACAGCUACCUCUGGUGGCAGGAGAAGAGAGUCCCAGCACAGGGGCAGGCCAGUCCUCCCUGCCCAGGUCUACAUGCAGCACUCAGUGACCCAGAGCAGGGAAUGGAGGUACUCCCAGCCCUGCCCCAGGCCACAGCAGGACACGCCAGGCCAGGCCUCACCCAAGGCCAAGGCUGGCAUCACCUUUUGGAGCCGAGGCCCUAGGCCUAGUCUGCCCUUCUCAGGUGCCAACACCACCCAGUCCUGCCCUUGGCCUCACUUGGUGCCAGCAAUAAGUGGGGGGUCACCGCCUUGGGAAUACUUUCAUCUUCUAAAUGGGACUUGCUCUUACGUCAGGAGGCCCCUUAGUGCAAAUAUGACCCUGGUCAGGGUGUUGCCACCAUUGAAGCCCUGCAGAAGGUGCAAUCUAGGGAUCCUGGGGCCACGGAAGAGGGGGCCACUUCCCACCAGGGCCCCCAACGUGACAUCUAGGCAUCGGGGGCUCCUGCCCUUCUUCCUCCCACAGCAGGAACUGCCACUGCUCUCCCAGGCCCUGUUCUGGAGGCUAACCUUGGUCCCUAGAGAAUGCGCCCCUCCACCCUCCCUCCAGCAGCCCUGACCACACCAUGGCAGAGCCAGGAACAGAUCACCCUGCUGAAGAUCACUCUGUGCCCUAGGGCAGGAGCCAAGCCCUCACUCCACAUGGGGCAGGUGGGGGCCUGGGUGCUGACCCAGCCCAUGUCCCCACAGAGCGCCUUCUGUAGUUUCAUUUUGUCUCCCUGGCUUCUCUUUGAAGGAGAAAAAUGUAAAAUGCAUGCUGAGAGAGAAAGCCAGCCCUGCCUGCUCAGUCAGCCCCGGCAGCAGGACAGCCAUGGGAAUGUUUCUGCUUCUCAGCUCAGGAAAAGCAGGAACCCUUUCCCAAAGCCCAGAGAAGCCCUGGGCUCAGAUCUGUAAUUCUCCCCAGGAGCUGUGAUAGAGCAAGUCACACAAAAGUCCCUACGCCUCCCCGCCGCCUCCCCCAGACGCAUGUGAUGCCAUCGCCAUUCCCCAAAUUAAAUAUCGGCAUGCAGCCUGACCAGGGACUCUUUAGAUGCAUGACUUUAUUUACAUGAAGGCUCUCACAGACACACAUGACACUUCAGUAGUAUUUGCAUUCCUGGUUAAAGAAUCACCAACAUUUAAAAGGAAAACUUUCCUGAAAUUGGGACUCUUUCAUGUCAUCUGGAAGGGGCUGGUACAUCCACCCACCAUGUCUCCCUGCUGGGUCAGGAGCCUGCACAGGGCCCCACACAUGAGCGUGCCUAACAUCUCACGCAUGGCCACUUCAGAGCCAGCCCUGUCUUGGAAAGCCAUGAAGCCUUGAGUUGAGUUCCUUCUCGGUAUUGACAGCUCCGUGCCGACAUUCUGAGCUCUGGAGUUGCACCAGCACAGGGAGAGGGAGGAACUGAGGCUUGGAAGGGAUGCCAGGUCUUGCACAGCUUGGCCUCAAGAAGGUGAGAGGAGGGCAGAAGCCAGGAGGGGAUCCAAAGGCCUGGGACACAGGGAACAACUGCCACUGUCAACAUAGCCCGGUCCAUACAGAAAUGGAUUUCAUGCCUGGAAAGCUUUUUAGAGAAAGAUGCCACCUGCGGCCGGUGACGGCCACAAACCUACUGGCCUUGGUUCCUUGAAGCGGUGAGGGGUAGAGAGUCAGCCUCCCUCCCUUGCAGCAGUGACCCAGCUUCCCUCCACUUCCAGGUGGCUCUGGGCUCACCGUGGCAGCACUGGUGGGUGCUCUGAAAACCCACAGGCUCUGCUCGGACCCCACCCCCAGGCCGACGCAGGUCCCAUCUCACUCUCUUCUCUCACCAAUUGCUAACAUAGACCUUAUUGGGAUCAUGAUGGCUUCACAAGCCAGCUGUCGGGUUUGCUAUGUCACUGCGACUGGGUCACAUCCCCGCGUGUAUACUGUCUGCGGGGCACAUAUGUAUCCGUUUAGAGCUCAAGGAAUCAGUGUACACUACAGCUAAUCCUAAUAAACCUGAUGUUUUCGGAAUGG
Messenger RNA from Sapajus apella (tufted capuchin), 5018 nucleotides. It is a transcript of the gene MGLL, whose product is annotated as monoglyceride lipase. NCBI's taxonomy places the organism in Eukaryota, Metazoa, Chordata, Mammalia, Primates, Cebidae. Gene Ontology annotation, molecular function: lipase activity. The transcript is spliced from 8 exons. The record is from RefSeq and is a predicted model, not a curated record. Bases 939 to 1883 code for a protein of 314 amino acids. Gene Ontology annotation, cellular component: membrane.